AUGAACACACUCUCCCCGUGCUCAGUCUGGGGAAACCCUGACGCACCGAAACGCGCGCUGCUGGUGCAUGGAUUUACUUGCACCUCACAGAUUUGGUGCCAUGUUGCACAACUUCUUGUCGAGCAAGGCUAUUACGUGGUGGCACCCGAGCUCCCUGGGCAUGGUAUUGGCCCACGCGCUUCGGAGUAUUCAUUUGACGCACUUGUUAAAGCCCUCAUACCAUACGUCUCCCAUGCAUGUCCGGACCUUAUCAUUGGACAUUCGCUCGGCGGGCUCAUUACGCUCGGACUCAUCCACCAUAUCUCUGCAGAGUCACGAGCUGUGCAUGUUGUCAUCGUUGAUCCGCCUUUAGACCUCACGUCGGAGCAAUUGAACUUCUAUAGAGUGUUAUUCACGACUGCAGUCAGAGAGCCGCCGGGAACUGAGGCGUAUACGAAGAUGUUCCCGACGUGGAAGAUCAGCGAUGCUGCGUGGAAAGCAUUUGGCGACGAGCUCUGCGAUCCUGAUUUAGUUGAUGCAUUGUUCGACCAACAUUGCCCCUGGAAUUUCAAGCAUCUUCUCAAGCAGGCGCCACCAGAAAACGUCAGGCUGACGAUACUCGCCGGCGAUCUCGACAACGGUGCCGUUUACUACAGCGGACAAUCAGCUGAGUUCGCGCACGUUACGGCAAUGUCAGUGAAGGGCGUAUCACACUGGAUCCCACUCGAGCAUCCAAAGGCCAUCGUUGAUGUCGCUCUUACCCCUCUGUCUCUAGCUACGAGAGAGAAACUUGAUGAACGGGUCGUAAUAGACAAGGUAUCUAAUGUUACCAAUCAAAAGGACUUGACGUGCGCUUCCCCUUAG
Messenger RNA from Coniophora puteana RWD-64-598 SS2, 843 nucleotides. RefSeq names its product alpha beta-hydrolase. The coding region runs from base 1 to 843 and encodes 280 amino acids. The transcript has 3 exons. The record is from RefSeq and is a predicted model, not a curated record. Lineage: Eukaryota; Fungi; Basidiomycota; Agaricomycetes; Boletales; Coniophoraceae. Gene Ontology annotation, molecular function: hydrolase activity.